This is a messenger RNA of Saccostrea cuccullata (small rock oyster), 975 nucleotides long. RefSeq lists its product as uncharacterized. Gene Ontology annotation, molecular function: nucleotide binding; DNA binding; DNA-directed DNA polymerase activity. The transcript has a single exon. Gene Ontology annotation, biological process: DNA replication. The record is from RefSeq and is a predicted model, not a curated record. NCBI's taxonomy places the organism in Eukaryota, Metazoa, Mollusca, Bivalvia, Ostreida, Ostreidae. The coding region runs from base 1 to 975 and encodes 324 amino acids.
AUGGACGUAUAUAAGACGAAGUUUUUAUCCGAAGACUGGAGGGUCCUGGUCAGAGAGGACGACCAAGAGCGAUGGCUUGACGUUAAGAAACUGGACGGGGAAGCGACUGUGAAUUACGAGGAUCGGUGGGUACCGUGGAACGAUCUCAAGCAACUUAACGUCGAGAUCAUUAAAGAAGAGUUCGUCAAGUCUCCCAUUGCUCGACCCCCACCGAAGAGAUAUCCGUCCCGCAUUAAUUAUAGUCGUAAAUCCAUCUGCUGGCUGGAGUUACUGAAACAUCAAGCUCAAGCCUCGGGGCGAGUGUUAGACAUUCAACACGCCCUAACGGGACGUGGGGAAUACCGAGUACCCGGUACCCGCUAUUCCGUAGACGGAUAUACUCCGCCCAAUGCAGAACACCCUCGUGGCGUGGCUUACGAAUUUCAUGGUUGUCUGUACCACGGCUGUUUCGUCUGUUACAAGGCCCGAGACGUCGUGAUGAUCCCGAACUCCGACCAAACAGCUGACGAAUUGUUUGCACUGACGAAACAUAAAGAGCGUCGUCUCCGAGAGGAGGGACUCAAAGUCGUUACCAUCUGGGAACACGAGUUUGACGCCCUGUUAGUUGCAGAUGUCGAUGCCAAGUCGUUCGUCGAUAGUUUGGAAGUGGUGGAUCGUCUGGACCCUCGGGACAGUCUGAUGGGUGGACGUACCAACGGAUGUGUGCUCUACAAGCGAGCGAUGAGGGAUGCAAAAAUAAAAUACGUCGACUUUACAUCGCUGUACCCCUUUGUCAAUAAGACGUGUCGUUACCCCGUCGGACACCCAGACAUCGUCACUCGCGAUUUCGCCGAACUGACGACGUAUUUCGGAUUGGCCAAAGUCAAAGUACUUCCACCUCGUGGUCUCUUUCAUCCGGUCUUAGGUUAUCGCACAGGAGGUAAAUUAACCUUUCCCCUCUGUCGAACGUCAACAACAGACACCCUGUGUCUGUAA